Verticillium dahliae VdLs.17 is the source of this 1545-nucleotide messenger RNA. RefSeq lists its product as uncharacterized. The transcript has 2 exons. The coding region runs from base 40 to 1545 and encodes 501 amino acids. The record is from RefSeq and is a predicted model, not a curated record. Lineage: Eukaryota; Fungi; Ascomycota; Sordariomycetes; Glomerellales; Plectosphaerellaceae.
AUCAACAGGUGAACUCAUCAAGAGGGUCAAGCUCCCAAGAUGCUCGCCGAUAUCAUCAGGCUGAUGCGCUCGUGUUCUGCAUCCCUCUUCGUUUCUUUCUCCAAUACGUUUUUACGCGUCUUCCGUUUGAUUUUUGUCGGCAGGAUUAAUGAUCUUCCUGUAGACAACGCACCCGACGUUGAAGCCGAAGCCAGCCUCAUCCUUCGCGAAUUCCCUCUCCUGACUGACGACCAGUACAAACAAUCAAGGAAAAGUUUCAUCAAAUCUCUCGAUGACAAUGCCCUCUGCGCGCUGGCAUCCCGCUAUAACAACGGUAAAUCUUGCCGGGUAGUCGGCAAAGCAAGUGGCAGCUUCAACGUUUGCGUAUUCAUCGAGUUCUACGAGGAUCGUGCGAAAUGGAUCGUUCGAAUUCCAAUAGAGCCGGCUUUCGAUGAUGCAUGGAUCAAACUUGAGAGUGAAGUAGCAACAAUGCGAUAUCUCAAGUUGGAAACCCAAGUUCCUGUCCCUAUUGUCCAUGCCUAUGGACGCGAUGUCUGCCUGACAUCAGAAAAUGAGCGAACGCAGAUGUUCUUGAUCACAGAAUUCAUCCACGGCUGUUCGCUAAACAAAAAGCUCCUCAUCAACGCCAAAUAUGAACACAGGACAAGGUUCUUCUCGCAGCUCAUUGAUAUCUUGGCCGAACUGAGGAGACUUGAGUUUCCCGCCAUAGGCUCUCUGACACCAAGCUCCGACGGUAGUCCUGGUCCUGAUGUAGGACCGGUCAUCUCUAUGUCUGCUGUUACCCUUCGACAGCCUCAUCACAGGACACUCUCUCUGGCUCAUCGAUUACCUCACAAACCCUUCGCCUCUACUGUGGACUAUAUGGAAUACCAAAUCAAUCUUGUAUCUGACUUCAUAUCCAUUCCGGUUGCCGAUCUUACGGAAGACGACAUCAAAGAAGAGAUUGCUGCGUUCUACGCCAUGAAAGAAGCAGUUCGCGAGCUCGGCGGCCGCUCCGCAGACGGAGAGCCAUUUGUUCUUCAUCAUCAGGACAUGCGAGGCGCCAACAUCAUCGUUGAUGAUGAACUCAAUAUCCGGGGUAUAAUAGAUUGGGAGUUCACUAGCACGAUUCCGCGUCGAAUCUUUACUCCCCCUUCUUGGAUCACUGGGCAUGAUCCAGACGAGGGCAGCGAAGAAACGCAUGCUGAAUUCUUCGAUAUUCUAGUCAAGAAAGGCAAAGCGGACGGCCGCUUUGCAAAGCUCAAACAAGAGUGGUACGGUGAUGGCGGCAUUGACCAAAAAAACCCAGCAUUUUGCAUCGCACAUGUCUUCCGUCGACCACCCGACGUGUUGGACAUCUUCUCUCCCCUAGAUGAGUCAGGCGAGAGCUAUAAGGAACAAUUGUCUGGCUUUUUCACACAAAGUGUCACUCUCACGCAGCUAGUGCAAAGUCGAGUGGAGCAGUGUGGUCGAUAUACAGAAUGGCUCAAACAAAACGAUUUGUACAUCACAGAAGUUGAUAGUCUGCUUGCGAGAUCAGAGGCAUUGAAGGCAAAAUUCCAGUGA